This is a messenger RNA of Paramecium octaurelia, 3404 nucleotides long. The record is from the annotation of a GenBank genome assembly. NCBI's taxonomy places the organism in Eukaryota, Ciliophora, Oligohymenophorea, Peniculida, Parameciidae.
AUGAAUAAUUCAACUUCCUCAUAGCAAAUUGAACCGAAGAAUAAGCCUCUCAUACAAGAUCAUUCCAACAUUUUCUAAAUAGAAAAGAGAUCGACUUCAAAGAUGUUUUGGAACAAGAGGGUGAUUCAAUUAUCAAAUGGCAUGCUUAGUUAUUUCAAAGUUCCAAAAUGUAAGUUAAAAUUUGAUUUAUGAAAAAUAGAGUUGAAUGAAUUAAGUAAGAUGCAGCCCAAGAUAUCAGUGAUAAUAGAGAAUAUAUUAUACAUAGGACCUCCAGAAAAAGCAAAAAAGUAAAAUUCAAUAGAAAUAACAUUCAUGGCUAAAGAUGCAAUAUUUCCUUCCAAAGUGAAAAAUAGGAGCACAAACAUUAGUGUUAACAGUAGUUAUGGAAGAGACUUGAUGGCUGCUCAAUAGCCAAUAGUAAUCACAAAGAAGAAGGAAAUCAUAAUUUGGGAAAUUGCAUUUUCAAAGCCAGAGAUUUUAAAAGAGUUCACUCAAAUAAUUGAUAAAGUGAAACACCCAGAAAAAUAUCAACAAUAAGAAUAAUCAUUGCCAAGAUAGUUUCAACAAUCAUUGCCUUAACAGCCAUCUUCAUAAUAAUCCGAAAUAAUAAAGCAGAAAAGCAGUAUCCAAUAACCAUUAGAUACCAAUGAGAAAGAGAAUUAAUAAAGGGAAGUCCAAUAGAUUUAGUUAUAAUUAGAAAAAUAGAGGUCUGAAUAACAAUAAAAGUAGGAAGAACUAUAGAUAUAGUUGCAAAAAGAGAAGGAGAUUCAUUAGACCGAAUUGAGGAGUAGAAUAGAGAAGGAGUAAUAUUUAGAACAAGAAAAUUAAAUCUUAUAGAAGAAGAUUGAGGAACAAACUAAAUAGGAAUAGUUGUUAUUGAAUAAGGAAGAAUAAAAGAAAAAUAUACUAAGGAAUAGAAUCAAAACUGCAUGGAAUUAUAAUUAUUUAUAAGCAAUAGAAUUAGCUAAUAUGAAGGAUCCUAAAACUAUAGAGGAAUGUAUCACAAAUAGUUUUGUGUUGCAUGAAUCAAUUGGAAGAAUGAGAGAUCAUGCGAUGGAUGUUUGUUAAACUAUUAUUGAUGAAUUAUGUUUGCCUAAUUAAAUGAAAACUAUAAAACCUACAGAUUGUUUAAAUGAGGAUAAGUACAUAAUGUAUAGUCAACAAGAUAAUACAAUUGAUUUUGGAGAUGAUUUCUAUUGUUAUGAUGGAUUAUUCAUUAAAUUGUCAUUCUGUCAAUUGAAAUCUCAGGAAAUCCACACAUAAUAAGGGAAAUAAGAGAUUUAAAUUUAUGAAGAGUCUCAACUAAAGGCUUUGGGGAAUGGUAUGUAUUAAUUAUAUUUAAGAUAGAAUUUCGGUAUUUGUCUUUAUUAGCUGAAUAGAUUGAACUAUUGAUUUAGGAAGAAACCAAUUACCCUUUAAGAGUUCCACUCUCUUGUAUUAUAGAUUACAAAGGAAUCAGAGCUUUUGUUUUGGCAGUUCCUCCAAUUGAUGAUUCAACUUUAAUUCAUGGUCCUACUUUUGAUGGUUAAUUUGUAACAAACAAUGCAAUCCAACAAUAUAUGAAUUAAAUAAGUAUCAGAUUAAAUCUGAAAUAACAUAAAUUUUUUGAAGAUGAGAUGAUUAGCAAUGUGAUACCAAUGAGUUUAUUUUAAGAAGUCCAUAAAAUCAAUAAAGAUUACAUCGAAUUAAGAUGGAUUGAAAAUGAAUAGAAUAUCAAUGAGUUCCCGCCUUAGAAUCUAUCCUUAUAUUACCUAUUAAAAUGUGGAGAUUUGAUGCCUGUUAUUCUAUUAGAAAAUGUUUAAAACACAUCCAGAUUGAGACCAGAACUAGUAAGAAAUUGGAACAAGCCUUUAAAUUCUGAUGCCUAUUUGAAACAGAUCAAACUCUCUGAAACAGAAGCAGAUUAUAAUGAAUUAAAGUAAGCAUCUAACUUUCUACAAAAUUAAUUAUUACAUGACUUGAUUAACAAAUUUGAAUCCCUUGAAUUUUUACCGAUUGAUUCAAAUCAAUUAAGUGAUCAAUUACACCAAUUGGGCAUCAACAUUAAAUACAUUGGCAAAAUUUGUCAGAUGUGUUAACUAUAACAUAUUAAGGAUCUAUGUGUAUGCGAUAUGAUCAGCAGAGUUUGCAAAAAAGUGUUGAGGAAUAAUGUAGCAGAUCUAAUGAAAAAUCUUAAAUAUCAGUUAUCUUAAAAAUUACAAAGUGAUCAAUCUAACAUUUUGGAGUUUUCCAUGAUCUAAGAAUUAAAUACUAAAGAUGUUUAAGACAUCAAAAUUAUAUUAGAAUUGUCAUCUAAAUUGAUAAACGAAAGUUGUCUGGACUUUUUGAAUCUACUAUUGGGUGUUGGAAAGGAAUCUGACAUAUUUUGGAUUUAAAUCAUCCAAAAGUAGAUUUGGUAUGAUUAUUCAUAUAAUCUUGAUGUUACUUCUAGAUAUUCCAUGUAAUACAAAGGGAUGUUGCUAUACUGUCUGUAAUAAUAGUGCGAUAUAUCUUUCACCAUUUCCCCAGCCUUAGUCAAUGGAAUGUUUAAGGAAUCCUUCCCUUUAAAAGAAAAACCUUAAUUCAAUAUCUAACCGAAGGCUUAUUAAUUGAAUACAUCCAAGAUAGCUAGAAAAUCAAAGAGGAGAAAUAUAAUGAAUCAGGAAUAGUUAUUUUAAUCUAUCAAAUGGUCUUUGGAAUUAUGUCUUAUACGUAAAGAAGGAGAUGAGGUCUUCGCUAAUCUGUUAUGUGAGGAGAGUUGUGAGAAUGCCAAUAAAGCCUUGUGUUUUACUAAGCCUGGCCAUCCUAGUCAAAUUAAACCCUUGUUAUAAAUCAUAUAAACGAACAUGGACAACCUAGAAACAGCCCUUUAAUACUUUGAAUAGAUUCUCUAAAUCCUAGAUUCCUACUUUGGAUCUUCGCAUCCUUAUUACUUUAUCAUUUACUCCAUUUUUGGACAUUAUCUAAAGGAAAGCGGGUAUUUCAAUGACACCUUGAAUUUAUACGAAAGUGCCUUAAAAUGCGCCAUCCGUUUAUUUUAGAGUCAUCCUUGCAUAGCUGAUAUCUAUUCGGAUAUUGGUUAAUUGCACUUUUACAAAAAGGACUACAAUAACGCAUCUGUCAAUUACAACAAGGCAAUUUCAAUUUACGAGAAAUGCAAUCAAUAUCAAUCCUUUAAGUACGCCAAUAUCCUUUUGCUUUAAGGCCAAUUGCUCUACAAUCAAUAGUAAUUUGAAUAGGCAAGUGGGCAAGUGGAAACUGCCAUAGACAUUUUAUAUCAAUUUGAAUAUUCCCAAACAGAUCUCCUAAUUGAAGCAAUCAAGUUGCUUAUUCAGAUUUGCAAUUCAUAGAAUAAUUAGAGUAAAACCAACUAACUGAACUUGCAACUUCAACUCCUGUAGAUGAGACACUCUAUUAUGCAAUGA